Molecule: messenger RNA, 4028 nt
Organism: Phlebotomus papatasi
Lineage: Eukaryota; Metazoa; Arthropoda; Insecta; Diptera; Psychodidae
Gene: mxc
Product: titin
Exons: 4
Coding region: 135-3944 (1269 amino acids)
Source: RefSeq, a predicted model, not a curated record
GAGAAACUGUCAUCAAAGUGUUGGCAACACUGCAAAUAAACCGCCAAAAAAAUUCAGUGUGGAGCUUUUGACAGCGAGGUUUUGUUUGUGUCCAAUUUUUUUCGGGUUUUAUGGCUAAAUUUUUGUGAAAAAUCAUGGAAAUUCCAGUGAAAAAUAAAUUAAUUGGUGUGGUGCAUAGUUUCGAAAUUGCUAGGCUGGUUUUGGGAUAUCUCAUAGAUGAGAGUCCGGAAACGGUGUACCUAGAAUUUGCCAAGACCAAUGAGUACCUCAAGGCUGAGUAUCAGAUCCUGAAAGAUGGCUACAAACCCACAACGAGUCUUCAGAGUCUUGUGCACAUCAUUGAGGAGUACUUUGAGAUUAAACUCUUGGUGGCACGAUACCAUGAUCGAACCAUGUCACAGGAUGGGAGAUUGACACUGAGUCAGAGUUUGAAGAAAAUUCUCGGAAUUCAGAGUGCUCAGAAGAGUCGUCCAACAAAGAGACGCCUCUCGAGCGUCAGAGUUGAAGAAGGUACUAGUGGGACUAGUGCACGUCCCAAAUCACCAGAUAUUUCAGAAUAUGAGGCUGAGGUUAAGAGAUAUAGGAUAUCUCAUUCAACAUCUCCAUCGUAUGUUCUAAAUGACGAUGAUGAACUUAUUCCCGAAGAUAACAAGAAGACAGAGGAGAAAUGCUCAAGAAUUGAGCAACCUCCGCGUCCGGAUACGAGUUCUUCCAUCCUUCCGGAAAGUAAAGAACCCCCUGAACCACGUAGUGUCCCAGAUAGCACUCCACAUUCCUCACAAGAUGUCCCGUCGACCAAACGGGAAGUCAUCAUGUCCCCUCCGGUUCCAAUCAAACAGCGUCUCCGGAAGCAGACAAAGAAGCCCGAAAAGUACUCGGAUGCACAGCCAGAGAAGAAAAACACUCGGAAAAAAAUCGAUAUAAUUUCCAAUGAGAAAGUUAUCAAUGUUAGCUGUGAAAAUUCGACAGAAUCUACUGUUUCUGCUCCCCUUCCGCCCAAUUCAUUCUUCCUGCCAACAUCAGGAAUGUCAAAUUUUGUCAUUGUCCACGCUCUGCCAGCACCCAUAGAUGGGAUGCAGCCUCAGAUUAAUUAUCCCUUUAUUCAGCAAUUUCCCGAAGCUCUACCGGGAAUUGAGUCUAGUGGUCAGAUUGUUGAUAUUCCGGUUCAGAUGCAACUUGAGGAGAUUAGUACCUGCCCUCCAGUCGUGGUUGGUAACCAAUCCACGCCAAAAAAUACGGAAAAACCUCUGUUGAUGCUCAAAAGUCAAUCAACACCGCGUCGGGUGGCUUCCCAUGUCCGGUGUUUAUUCAAUACUCCCAGUGGGAAGCUCCAGCACACAUCGGAUGCCACCAAUGCCCUCCUGGAGGGAGAUGAUGCCUCCAAAACUCCCCAUGUGAGGAAGAAUGCAAAGGAAUGUGCACGGCAAUUGGCUCAGGAAAAUGUUCCCGGUGUGGCUGGAAAUCAACAGACAGAGGAUGAAAAGAUGCGAGAAUGGAUGGAAUUGAGGGCAUUGGGAAAGUCACAGCAAUGGGAUCAGCAUCUAAGGGCACUGGAACGUGAGAAAUGCGAUGCAGCGAGGAGAAUACCAAAAACAGCCAAGAAAAAAUCAAUUCCCCGGACAAAUCUGGACAUUAAAGCAAAGAUGCUGGAGGAUGCACUCAAAAGUGCUAAGAAAGAACCGUCAAUAGGGAUCACAGAGCCUCAGGAAAAUGCCCCAGAGAAGGAGGAUUAUGAGAAACUUGUGCAGGAAUUGACAGAAAUGCCCCAGGCGGAUAAUAAUCCACCAGAAGGCACCAGGGAGGAGAAAAAGGCUGAACAGCAACCCAAUACUAGUCAAGAGGAAGUUGUCCUGACCAUUGACCUGCCAGAUGGUGGAGUUGGGGUGAAACAGCCCGAUGGGGAGAAUGUGGAAAAAAUUCUGAGUAUGUCAAUGUUACUGGAAACGCCAUUUAAGGAUGAAUUUUCUGCACAAUUCCCAACAACACCACGCUUCCUGAUACCCCAUACAACACCUGCCAUCAGGCCAGCCAUUGGAAGUGGCCCGGAAACUGCGAUAAAAAUUCCAGAACUCACAACACCCUGCUUCCCAAUAACACCUGGACUGAAGAUUACGCCGGACAAGGAGAGUCCGCUGAUGGGUCCAAUGGGACCAUGCAAUCGGCCCACGGAUUAUUCCUCCAGCAGUUCUUACUACAAGCCCGACGAAUCCGAAGAUACCGAUCAGAAAAUUGAGAAUAUGAUCAAUGCUACGAGGAAGAAGCGACUGGAGAGUGAAAAAUCUGAAGAUGGACUUCCAUUGACAGUUCUGGGGAAGGUUUUGGUCACCAAGACACCCAUCAAAUUGGACAAUCCUGUUGUUCUAGAACGGGCAAAAUCCUUCACAGAUGAUCCCAAGGAUCUUCACUACAAUUUCUUCUUCAACGAAGAACUUCCAGCUGAAGAGGAUUCAAUGUCUGAAUCCUCAUCAAGUUCAUCAUCAUCCUCUUCCAGUUCAUCAUCAUCAUCGUCGUCCAAUUCCUCCGAUGCGGAAUCGGACGAAGAGAAGGAUAAAAAUUGGGUAUCUCCUGAAAUUGAAGUGCCCAACAAAGAAUCUCAAUUUGCCAGUGAAUCCAGGGAAAUUCGGUUUCCACUGAGAAAUUGGGUGUCACCGCAGAAGGCUUUAAAGGAGGAAAUAGCACCAAUCGCAUCGAUUGCUCCGACUCCACAGCCUACUGAGGUACCUGAGUGUCAAACGAUGAAGUUGAUGAGUGAAUUAGAAGAGAAACGACUGAGAAUAAUGGAGAAGAUCAAGAAAGACGAAAAACCUGGAACUUCCAAGGGAAUGGUCAGGAAACGCACAGUAGCUGCAAAAAAUGCCAAAGUAAUCAAAACCACUCAAGCUGCUGCCAUCAAAGUGUCUCCGUCGAAACGGAAGACAGCCACGCCCCGGAAACUCAUUAGAGUGUCCCCAGGAAAUAAAGUCAGGUCUCUUCGUCAAAGAAAAGAAUCACCAAAACCUCCUGCAGUUCAGGAAACCCAAGGUGAACACCAAAAAACCAAUGAAGCAAAAGAAACAAAAGAACCUCUUCCUGGUGCUCCCCUGCAGGGAUAUACAAUCCCCAAAAAAGUACAAAAUCCCCCAAAAAAAUCAACAUUCUACCAUGAAGUCUUUGGAUCAUCAUCCGAAGAUGAGACCAGUCCCAAGGUCAAAGCAAAAGAACCUGAAGUUCAGGACAAAGCUGAAAGUCAAGCUGCAGCAAAAUUGUCCGUUUUGGCCAUGUUGGAGGAUUCUCCAAUGAAAAUUGAAGCUGAUUCUUCAAAAGAAUCUCCUGUCAAUCCUUCUCCUCCUCCUCCCCCUCCGCCACCCCCUCCCACUCCACCACCCCCUCCAGAAUCCAUCAAACAGCCCCCAAAGCCACCACAAAAGGGUGAAAUCGAAGAGGGAGAAAUUGAGGAAAGUGAUGAGGAGUAUGAUAAGUUCAAAUUGGAAACAACAGACAAGGUGAUCGAGAUGAAGCAUGAUCCCAAUACAAAACCCAAAAAUUUCAAUCUGGAGGACUUCAAUGCCGAUGCCAUGAUCAUGCGAAUUUGUCUGGAGGACAAUUCGCACUUUCAGUUAAGUCUGGGCGAUGCCACAAGCAUCUACGAAGUUGAUACGCAGAAGGAGCAGCAGAGACCUAAAAGGUGUCCCAGAAAGUCAUCGAGAACCAAGAAGCCACCUUCUGCUAAAGUGCCUGAAAGUGCUCCCGAAGAGACGACAAGUGCCACAGAGGGAGAAGCCAAGAAGGCAGCAAUAAAACCAAAAAUCAGUCUCAAGUACAAAACGAUGGAUGCCAAGAAUUUAACUCCCACAAUGAGCAAGAAACUCUGCUCUCCAGCCACAGGAGGAAGUUCCCUACCGAAGCUGGCUAAGAAUCAAAUAGAUGUUGUUCUAACGCACAUCCAUGGAUCCGAGAGAAAAUAAAAAAGAGACUAAUUUGUGUGUUUUACAAAAAGAUUUUUUGAGGCAAGAAAAAAAUAAAUAAAAAAUUUAGAGUUUCUUGAAGAA